This is a messenger RNA of Pseudozyma hubeiensis SY62, 384 nucleotides long. RefSeq lists its product as hypothetical. The coding region runs from base 1 to 384 and encodes 127 amino acids. The record is from RefSeq and is a predicted model, not a curated record. NCBI's taxonomy places the organism in Eukaryota, Fungi, Basidiomycota, Ustilaginomycetes, Ustilaginales, Ustilaginaceae. The transcript has 3 exons.
AUGUCAGGAUCCGUGUGGCCAAGAGCCAUCUUCGGCGGCGCUGUAACCAUCGCCAUCGGCUAUGCGAUCAUGAAAGCUACCACUCCGACGGAUCAGCAGUUCUACGAUCUCACGCAGACUGACCCUUUCUUUCCCCUCCUGAACCCUCGAACCCUUCCUCACCUUCCUGGUCAUGCUGCUUUUCGUCUCUUGGCAUUCAUCGGUGUCCUUUCAACCUUCAACGGACAACAACGACACGGCCACUGCAUGCCAAUUCGACUCUCCUUAUCUUCAUCUCGACGUGGCGUUCUCCCUUUCUUCGUCGAUCCACCUCGCUCACUGUCCUCUGACAACCGCAUGCUCGACAUCGACAAUCUUUUCGAUCCCUUUCUCCGAUACGAUUGA